CUCUUUGUGUGGUGCCCAGAUAGGGGAGCGGAGGUGGCGGCGGCGGCGGUAGCGGUGGCCUUGGUUGUCUUCCAGUCUCCUCGGCUCGCCCUUUAGCCGGCACCGCUCCCCUUCCCUCCCCCUUCCUCUCUUCCUUCCUUCCCUCCCCUUCCCUUUUUCCCUUCCCCGUCGGUGAGCGGCGGGGGUGGCUCCAGCAACGGCUGGGCCCAAGCUGUGUAGAGGCCUUAACCAACGAUAACGGCGGCGACGGCGAAACCUCGGAGCUCGCAGGGCGGGGGCAAGGCCCGGGCCUUGGAGAUGGAGAAUUCUCAGUUGUGUAAGCUGUUCAUCGGCGGCCUCAAUGUGCAGACGAGUGAGUCGGGCCUGCGCGGCCACUUUGAGGCCUUUGGGACUCUGACGGACUGCGUGGUGGUGGUGAAUCCCCAGACCAAGCGCUCCCGUUGCUUUGGCUUCGUGACCUACUCCAAUGUGGAGGAGGCGGACGCCGCCAUGGCCGCCUCGCCCCAUGCCGUGGACGGCAACACUGUGGAGCUGAAGCGGGCGGUGUCCCGGGAGGAUUCGGCGCGGCCCGGUGCCCACGCCAAGGUUAAGAAGCUCUUUGUCGGAGGCCUUAAAGGAGACGUGGCUGAGGGCGACCUGAUCGAGCACUUCUCGCAGUUUGGCACCGUGGAAAAGGCCGAGAUUAUUGCCGACAAGCAGUCCGGCAAGAAGCGUGGAUUCGGCUUCGUGUAUUUCCAGAAUCACGACGCGGCAGACAAGGCCGCGGUGGUCAAGUUCCAUCCGAUUCAGGGCCAUCGCGUGGAGGUGAAGAAAGCAGUCCCCAAGGAGGAUAUCUACUCCGGUGGGGGUGGAGGCGGCUCCCGAUCCUCCCGGGGCGGCCGAGGCGGCCGGGGGCGCGGCGGUGGUCGAGACCAGAACGGCCUUUCCAAGGGCGGCGGCGGCGGUUACAACAGCUACGGUGGUUACGGCGGCGGCGGAGGCGGCGGCUACAAUGCCUACGGAGGCGGCGGCGGCGGUUCGUCCUACGGUGGGAGCGACUACGGUAACGGCUUCGGCGGCUUCGGCAGCUACAGCCAGCAUCAGUCCUCCUAUGGGCCCAUGAAGAGCGGCGGCGGCGGCGGCGGUGGAGGCAGUAGCUGGGGCGGUCGCAGUAAUAGUGGACCUUACAGAGGCGGCUAUGGCGGUGGGGGUGGCUAUGGAGGCAGCUCCUUCUAAAAGAAAAUUUAAAAUGCCUGGGAGUGGCUAUAGGGGUAGCUCUUUCCAACAGCCCAAGUGGGGUCAACUCCUAAGCCCCACCCCCUCACACACACCGCCUUCCCUGUUUUGCCCUUGGGGGAGCCACUUCUAAGGCUGCUUACCCUUGGGGGUGUUCCUCUAUUUGCCUGCCACCUCUCUUGUCUCUCCCUCUGAAGAUGGACUCGGCCCCACAUACACAUUUUUGUGUUACAGUCAUUGAUGGACUCUAUUUUUUUAUUAUUACUUGGACCUUGGUCGUUUUUAUACUAGCAAAAUGUCUUGUUUUAAUUUGUGUUUUUUGGGGGGAGGGAGGGAGUGAACUUGCUGAUUCUGUAGCAAAACCUGGGUGGGGGUUGGGGUGGGGGGUAGUUUACUUUGUUGUAAGGACUUGAUAACCUGGCUACAGCGUUUUCUAUGAAAUCUACUUGGAUCCCAUGCCUGAAAUUUGGAAGCAUAUGUACAAAAAUCAUUUUUACGUUUUAUUUUUAAUAAAUCAUUGUGUUUGACCGUACAUGUCUAACAUUUUUUUUCUAGGAUCCAUUCCGUACCGUUUUUUAAGGGAUAUUUGUUUAAGACUUUACGUGUUAAUUCUUUAUUCUUGAUGUGUACUUAGAGAAACUUAAGAGGUCCUGUGGUUUUUUUCCCCUCUCCUGUUGCCCUGCUAGUUGCGUGUUGAAUUAUAUCCCUUACAGGCAAAACUUUUGAAGUGGUGGAUGUGGCUUUUUAAACUCUUAAGUUUCUGUGCAUCCAUCUCUUGUACUAAGCGAAUUGUUUAUCAUCUUGACAUGGUUGGUCAUUUCUAUGACAAUUUACUUCAAACUGUGUACUGUGUAGUUCUAUAUAGUUUGUGUUAAGCAUGUCAUUCAUAUAAACUGUUUAAAAUUUUUCAGAUGGCCUAGUUUCAUCCCUCUUACUGGUUUGUCUGUAAUGAAUGGUUAAAAAUAAGGGUUAUAUUUUACCCUCAAAUGCGUUUUUGUACUUUCAGAGCAGGUUUAAACGUUUUUUUUUUUUUUUUCCUAUAUCCGAACUGUUGGCCUCAUGGAAAUCCCUUUCCCGAUCUUUGUAGCACCAUCUACUGGCAGAAUGGCAGAGUAGCUGCGAAACAAUUUGUUUAAAAACUUGCUUAAGACAAUUGCAUCAGAUUUGGAAGUUUUGCCAUCAAAAUUCUUUGCAGAAUUGGAAGUUAACACAUUUGCUUGUAACUGAGAUGGGCUUCACAGGAAUGUAGUUGCCAGUUCAUAUCACAAUAGCCCUUUCUAUAUGAGGUUUGAAAAUGUAAACUGCUAUGCAUAGCUUGGGCAAUAGCCCUAAAUUGCUAUGACAACUAAUGAACCAGCUACGUAUACUGGUAUUUUAGGUGCAAGUUGUAAAGCAAAAUAUCUGUGUAUUCUGCUUGGUUAACAAAUGUAUAUUUGUAGCCCUUUCCUGCAAUAGCAUUCAAGUUGUUGUUUAUAAGAGAAGAACAAAAGUGAUAAUAGGUGAAAAUUGCCUUUCUGGAUAGAAAUAGAGAAUAGCAACGUUUAUGGAUAUCACAAAUAAAGAAUUCAAUUCUUUACAUGAUUGAGUGAGAGUAUGUAUAACCUGGUGGGUGGGUUCAGAGUACCUUUUAAUCUAGUAUGCUUAACUUGAUGUUAAUAUUUAACUUAAAUAUUUGACUUACAUGUUGACGUUGAAGGCUCAAAGCUAUACUAAGAAGCUUUCUGAAAGAUUGGGCUUUAAAAUAAAAUAAUAUUUUAAUAUUGAACCAUUUUUUAACUUCUUGUCACUGUUCAAUUCCUAAGGUCUAGUUCUUGCCAGUUUUUUUUUUUUUUUUCCUGAUUGGCAGGGCUUUUAAAGAAGUAAGAAGAAAGGUUAAGAUUAUUAGGCUAGGUUAUAGCUGCUCAGUAGUCAUUUUGACAAAGGGUAGCGGAUGGUUGGUACAAAUAGUGUUAUAUCCUCUAUGACAAACGGGGUGGAUGUUUUUACACAUUGAGGUAAUACAUAGUCAAAUCCUUUGCUCUCAAAUAGUUGUACACUUUCCAUACAUUUCUGUCUUAUUUUUUAAUUCUAGUGAUACACAAAUUACAUGUGGGCUACUUCAUUUGGUAAUUUGGUCCAGCUUUUUGGUGGCUGUAGAGUGGCCUCUAGGAUACAGAAAAUGAUUCUCUGAAAUUUUUCGUUGUAAUUGUUAAAUACUACUCUGCUUGACUUACUCAGUUUUGGUGGGAAGAUCUGGGUCAAUUGGAAUAGUACACCUUUCUCAGGGUUUUCAGUUUAAUAAGGUUGUCAUAUUAUUCCCAACAUGGGAAUAUAGUGGCUUCUAAAGUUUGCAAAUGAAUUAUGUAAAAGGAUUUUCUGUGUAUUAGGAAGGCAACCUGUUCUGUUCAUGGUAUAUUAACACUUCAUUGUCAUGUGUCUACCCUUAAAAUUGCUAUUUGUAGUGAAGAAAAAAGCAUAGUGGUAUUUAGUCACUUCUGGGUUCCUCUUGUCAGUUUAUAUGCAAACAUUUUGGCAUGUGGGACUUGGGGAGGAGGGACAAUUGGUUGUAUGUUUUGACCACUUCCACCUAUGAAAAUUAUCUGAACAUUAUUCAGAUUUAAGAGUUCAUGGGAGCAGGUGGUACAGAACCUAGUGUUGAAUAUAAUUUUUGUGCCAUGCUUGAAUGUAUUUUGACGGAUUAGCAAAAUAAAAGUGAACCUCCUAUUUUUCAUCUUAAUGUGAAGAUCUUUGGCAUUUACAUUCUUUUAAAAGUAUAAAUUCAGUAGUCAUUAGUUGAAAGUGGUUUGAAAGGCUGUUAGAGAUGAUACAGGUUGAGUAUUCCUUAUCUGAAAUUCUUGGGCCCAGAAGUGUUUUGAGUUUUAGAUUUUUUUCAAUUUUUGAAUAUUUCCAUUAUGUUUACCAGCUGAGCAGCUCUCAUACAAAAAUGUAAAAUCCAAACUGCUUCAAUGAGCAUUUCCUUUGAAUGUCAUGUCUGCACUCAAAAAAUUUCGGAUUUUGGAGCAUUUUAGAUUUUUUGAUUGGAAUAUCUGUAGUGUUUUUCAGGUCAUUUAAAAAGCUCUCAUUGGUACUGAUUUACUGUAUCCAAAAAAAAGCCUGCAAGUGGUUAAGGUUCACAGUGAUAACUAUCAAAUCAGAAUGACUAUACUGAUUGUACCCAUUCAUCCAUUUUUAACUUAGUGAUUUGGAACGUUUCAUAUUCAAAUCUAAUUUUCAUAAUUUUUAAGUAAACCUAAAAGAUUGAGGAUACUUGAGAAAUUUGCAUUUAUGAUUUCCUUCAAAACCAGAAGUGAUGGUAUCAGUUAUUGGAUUUGUAAACUUAGUUUACCUUUUAAGUGUGCUUAAGUUUUGAGAGUUUGCAUUUUAGGUUAAAUUUUGUCUGCCCGCGUCUGCUGAUUGCAGAUAGGCAUUUGGAUGUUGGAUUUGGAGCAGAACUGCAUCUAGACUACACGGAUUUUACCCAAAAAGACAGCACUUGCACUUAGGCUAAGUGUCUUUCUCCAUCGUAACCAAUUUAUUGAAUCACUUUAAGAGUGAUCAUUGGGGAAAUUUUCCUCCUCAGCCUUAUUUUGGCCUUUUGAAACAGCAACAAAGACUGCCUAGUCAAAUAACUCCUUAGCUGUCCUGCUUUUGAGUGAACUUCAUAUUUGCCUUGAAUGAGAAUUUAAAUGUUACAAGGUAAAACAUUUAUUAUAAAAAGAUAUUUGAAAGCUGCUAUUUAAAAAGGAAUUCCAAAGUAGGAAGACUAGAAGGGCAAUUCUCUAUUUUCCACCUAUUUUUUUUACUUUGAUUUGAAGCCAGAUGAUUUGAACCUUCAGAGAGGGAAAGGAUUCAGGAAGACACCUUUGGUAGUUAUUCUUAACUGUUUCCUUCUCUAUUCAGGCAGGCUUUCUUUGUCUCUUUAAUUCUUUUACCACUUUGUAUGGUUUACUUAAAAAAUCUAUCUGAAAUAGCUAUCAUUUCCUGCUAUAAAGUUCUCAAGUGUAAACUUUUGCCAUUUAAACAGUGUGCUUAUUUCCCAGUGUUUACCGUCAAUUUCAUUGGGUGUUAGGCACCUUUGUGUAAGACAGUUCUAUAAUGUGGAGGUACACAGCAGUGAGACAAACAUGGUUGCUGUCUUCAUAUACCUUGCGUUCUGGUUGGAAUUCAAUUUAUUUUGAAAUGGGAAUUCAAUUUAUUUUGAGAUGAUGCAUCUUUUCCUUUACAGCAUUGUGUCACAAUCUCAUAUUGUUCACACCAUCAAAAUUGGAGUUAGCUCCAUUGUCAUUGAAUGUACAUUCUCUGAUGAAAAUUAAGACUCUUUUCUCCUUAAUUGAUUACUUUUUAGAAAUCAAAGGUGUAUUUUGUCUUUGAUGCUUACGUUGCAAAUGUAAUUUGCUUCAUAGUGGGUAUCUGAUUUAAUAUUUCAUAGCCCUUAAGGACGUAAAUUUGGGCAUCCAAUAGACCAAAUUCUGUUCCUGACACAGUCACUUUCUAGCACUGCGACCUUGGACAAACUGGCCCGAGCCUCACUUGCCUUAUUUGUAAAAAAAUAGGCUAUGGUAAUACCUGCUACAUAGGAUUGUUGGGCAGAUUCAGUGAAAGAAUGCAUAUAAAGAAGGGCUUACUGUAGUCUCUGGUACACAGUAAUUUUACUAUAUGGCCCCUAAUGAAGAGGUGGGACAGACUAGCAAAAGGCAUACUUUUAUAUCUUAGUACCCGAGAUAUGCAUGGUCUUUAGGCUUUGCUCUUUACUUGCUGGGUGAGCUUCCAUGUGGUAGUUCUCUAAAUCACUGCUGCUUCAACUCUAGUAGGAGAGAGAUGAAUUCUGCUAGCCAUCUGUAAUGUUUUAAGUAUUUGUUAAUAUUAGGAAGGUAUAAAUAAUGUGAGUGUUGAGGAGAGGUGACUUCAGGUAGGAAGAAGGAUCAAGAGAGGCAUUGUGGAGCAUAUAACAUUUAACCUUAAAAGAUAGGUCUUAUAGAGAAGGUGGGAGGAGAAAGAGGGCAUUUUAGGUGGAGGACAGAUAGGCAGAAACAUGGAGCGUAUUUGGAGAAGUAUGCAUAUUGGAUGCCAAACACUAGGUACAUUUACAAAUGUUCUCAUUGCAUCAUUCAGUAACCUUCACAGAUAAGGUUGCUAAAUCUCAUGCCAGAAAAGUAACUCCCAAGGACCCCCAGCUGGUGACAUGGUAGAACUGAGAGUUGAAUCCAAGUUUGACCAAUUCUAGUUGUUUCGCUCCUUCUACUAAGCUUCAUUGACUUCCAGCUAACAAAUGUCUAAUUUGUACUAAGAUAAAAGAGAGUUGUGAGAAAUAAAUUGAGAAAAUGAAGUUGGAACCAGGUUACUGAGGUCUUUGAGUAGUAGGCUAAGGAGUUUGGACUUAGGGUAGGCAGUAAAAGUCAUUAAAGGUUUUUGAGCAACAAUAAUGGUAGUGAAACUAAUUCACAAAGAUUAGUCCAGUAGCACUGAGUAACAUAAAUGGCAGUGGGGGAUGUUUCAAAGUGGCAAGUUUGCUAAGACAACUGAUGUUAACCAGGUAAGAGAAUGAGAGCAUGAACAAAGAGCAAUGGAAAUAGACUGACAAAGAAGUUGAGGUAAGUUGUGAAAGCAUAAUUGACAAAUAUUUGGAUAUAUGAAGAAUGAGGAAGAGAGAGUAGAUUAAUCAAAAUUACUGUGUGAGAGGAUGGUGAUGCCACUGGUAAUAGGAAGAGAAGAUUUAGAGGGAAGAUUUGGACAUAGUUGAAGAUGCUGGUAGCACAUUGAAGCAUUGUGUCUUGCGCAUAUAGCUUUACAAAAUGGCCAUUGUGCUGGAUAUUCUUUUUGCCCUUCCUGAUCUAUUUUCCAUCUUUAUCUCUCUUGUUCUGUGUUCCUGGGAGGCUGACAAAUAAAGAACUGCAUACUCUCUUUUCUGGCUUUAUUCAUGGUGGGUUUGGACAGUGAUAGAAAAGUGAGGCUGAAAUAUUUGCUCCUUCUCUUUCUCAUAUACUUAGCAAGAGAUUGUGAGUGGCCACAGCUCUGCUCCAGUGGCCCUCUUAUAGCUCUAGGUCUUUUCUGGCUUCUCGUAACUGUCUCCUAUUGCUAGAUUCUCUAGUCCCAAGAAGGUUCAAACCUUGUUGAUUUGCCUUAACUGUGCCCAUACCCUUGUAAAUAGUUCCUUUUAUUAAAACUCUUCAAUAACUGAAUAUACUGUGGUCAUCUCUUCAGUGAAAUUAAAAAAAAAAACUUCUUUCACAUUUUCUUAUGACUUGAUCUUCCCACACCACCAAACGUGAAGAUCUAGCUAUUUGCACUAGGUUACUAUCCCUAAAUUCAGUGCCUCCCUGUUUCUUAGUAUGUCAAGUUAAAAUUUGUUACUCUUCUGCUGGGUGAUUGUGCUGGAAAUACAGAAGAAAAAGACAAAAAUCCCUGCCCUCAAAGAGCUUAUAUUUUACUGGGGAGAGACAGGCAAUAAGACAUAAUCAAUUAUAUGGUAUGUUAGAAGAUGAGAAGUAUAGAAAAAAUUAGGGUGAGGAAUGGCGAUUGUUGCAAGGGAUGUUUGUGAGGAUAGCAUACUUUAAAAUAGGUGGUAUGGGUAGGUCUCUCAGAAAGUGACAUUUGAGCAAAGACUUGAAGGAAAUGUGGGAGUGAGCAAUAUAGGUAUGGGAAGAGCAUUCUAGGUAGAGGAUUAGGAAGAGCAAAAGCCCUGAAGCAGGACUGUGUCUGGCCUCUGAAGAAAUGCAAAUUGUUCAGGGUUGUUGGACCUGAAGGAAGAGGAGGAAAGGAAUAAUGAGGCCAGAGGGGCCAGAUCAUGUAGGGAUUUGUAGGUUGUUGUAAGGAUUUUGGUUUUCACUAAAUGAAUGGUGAACCAUUUCAGUUUUGAGCAGAGGAGUUCCAUGAUCUGAUUUGAAUUUUAAAAGAUGUGUUUCCCAAAAUUCCUAUUCCUUUCAUACAGCUGCUUUCAAUGAAGGUUUAUAAGGAAAGCAAUCAGAACUACUUGGAUAAGGUAUAAGUGAUCCACAAUCUUUUCAACUCUACCAUAGGUAUCUACAUAUAUAUGUUGAGAGAUGCUGCUUUUUGGCCAAAAUGAAUCUUGAAUUGGGGGUGUGCAGAAAAAGUUAUAUCUGGCCUGAGGCUGGUAUCUUUUAGAGUGGCCUACUUGCAUGGUUGGCCCUUAUCUGAACACGUGGAUUUAGGGGUAUUCUCACUGUUCACUAAUAAAGGUGGUUCACUGUACCUAGACUGUUCAAACAAGAUGAUUUAUGCUAAACACCUGCUUUCCUUCUGGGAGUAUGGAAUUUUGGUACAUGCCAGGUAAAGGAUGUCUAUAUGACCAAACUCCCAAUGAAAACCUUGCAUACUGAGUCCCUAGGCAGAAACAUCCCUCGUAUAAAAAUGUGCUCUGUGUGAAUCUUCAUGGGAGGGAGAGAUCCUAAAGAAGCCUGCACAUGGAUUCCUCCAGAUUCUGCUUAUGUCUUUUUCCUGUAUGAUCCAACUGUGUACACUUACUGUGUCACUGUAAUAAACUUUAGCCAUGAGUACGAUA
This is a messenger RNA of Homo sapiens (human), 8713 nucleotides long. It is a transcript of the gene HNRNPA0, whose product is annotated as heterogeneous nuclear ribonucleoprotein A0. Gene Ontology annotation, molecular function: nucleic acid binding; mRNA 3'-UTR AU-rich region binding; RNA binding. The coding region runs from base 298 to 1215 and encodes 305 amino acids. Lineage: Eukaryota; Metazoa; Chordata; Mammalia; Primates; Hominidae. The record is from RefSeq and is marked reviewed. The transcript has a single exon. Gene Ontology annotation, biological process: 3'-UTR-mediated mRNA stabilization; inflammatory response; response to lipopolysaccharide. Gene Ontology annotation, cellular component: nucleus; synapse.